AUGAGAUUAAAAGAUAUUGCUAGUGCACAGUCCAAUACUCCAAUCAUCAUUUAUUUCUUGGUUAAAUUUAAAUUGCACGAGACGGAGGGAAGCCUGUCGGACUUUGCGUUGCGCAAAGUCCAUUACACGGCGAACAAUUCCCUCAAGAAGGGUCUCUUCACGCCCGACAGCAGACCGGCUAGUUUACGUAACCUGUACGAAAGGGCGACUACAGACCGCCUCUCAGCGUCGAUCCUCGAACAGCUGAGAAAGGACUCCCAGUACUCUCCGUACCUGCUCUGCACGCCCGUGUUGAGCAAGGAACGAAGGCGCAUCUACCAGAAAUUCGAUGUUGAUAUUGAAACGCACAUUCCGUCGGUCGUGGAACACCUUCGAAAAUGGACGUCGCAGGAAGCGGUGGGAGAUGUGACGGCUCUCCCAGACGGUUCAAUGCGCAUAGCGAGCAGCGUUACAUUAACGCCUGAUGAGCUGUCAGAAUGUGGUUCUGGGGAUGAUGAGCCCAUAGACCACAGGUUACCUAGCCCUGAAGAACAGCUAAGAGUGAUCGCUUCCAAAUUUCCUCCGGAACUCGUUGCGAUAGACACAUCGGGCAAAUUCUUCGACAGAAUGUGCAGUUCUCGCAAAUCGCUACACAUAGAGAGCACCGGCGUUGAAACCGACACGGUGAAGCGACGCACACGAACAAGAAAACCACGGGGUAAAAGACGAAACACCAUAUCCGGCACUGAUCAGAAAGAGCUUAGAGAGGCUAUAGCUGGUGAUACAACAAAUGCUGUGGCUUCUGAAGAAACUGAAGAUAACAACACUGUCGUCAGAUCACAAUCUAGCGAUUUGUUGAAGAAAAGCCCUAUUGACCCUAUAACAAAGAAAGGACAUUUCAACAGUUUGAAACAAUGGGGCAAAAAUAGACUAAAACUGAUUGGAAGGUCACCAAGCGCCAGCAGAGAUAGUUUUAAAGAUACAUCAAAAACAGAAAAAAACAGAGAUGGUAUAUCACCACCUAGAUUUGAAGAAAUUCAAAUACAGGAAACCGUCACUAUGAGAAAGAAACGACCGGGUGACGAGGAUAGACGAACCCAUCAAAGAUGCGCCUCGUACUCAUCUUCAGAAAAGAGCAUAGGAGUUCCCACUAGCGCCCCAACUACAGCUACUAUAAACAGUGGCGUUAAAUUAAGAGGAACAUCAAUACAACGAAGGUUAAGGCGAAGUGGACCUGGAAAAGAUGAACCUCAUUCAUCCAGUGGAAAUUGGUCCGCGAGUUCUGAAUCUGGACGCACUAGCAUUGGAUCAGAAAUCACAACAACUACAGUACCACCCAAGAGCACAACAUCUGCUGCCACAUCCAACAAUUCUCUUAACUUUCACCACGGACCCCCUAGUUCCAUUAUAAGCAGAAGAAGAUUCCCUAACAAUUCAGGUUCUGGUAGCGUGACAAGUGAAGGCACACUCACACCAGAUAUAAUACACGACUUACACGAAGAUUUAGAAACUAGCUCAGAGUUCUCUUGCGAUACAGAAGGUUAUUACACAUCUUUCCAUAUGGAUUCUGGAUUAAAGACACUAAAAGAAGAGGAAAUAUCACCGAGUACACCAUUACAUACGAGUACAGCUUUAUCGAGUUCUUCAAAUAGUCAAAAUCUGACGGCAGAAAAUGAGUAUGAAUUGUUUGGUAAAGGAUCAACGAGUACGACCACUAGUUCUGCAGGUACUGUUUGUACUACUCUAAUGGCAGCUGGAAGCGAUCGAUCUCUAGUUAUAGGACCUACAGUUCCAGAGAGAAAGAGUUCGUUGACUAUAAUUAAUAGAAGCAGAAGCAACAACAUCAACAGUGCCAAUGCUAGUCUAGAUAGGAACGCGAAUUCUUCUUUCUCUAAAUCACCGUUUAGUAGCUUGAGAUAUAAUCCCAUUCGACCGUACACUGAUGGAGUAAAUAAUCACUCCUCCCCUGAAAUACGAGAAAUUCCUUCUUCAACAAUCACCAUUACGAGAAACAUCGGUAAUCAUAGAAACAUAACGGCUGUAGCUGAAGUACACACUGAAACUGAUGUUGAAAGUGCAAAAAAGAGCACUGGUACUAGUUCACCAGACUCGGGACAUAAUACAUCAAGUUCUCCUAUUGAAGAUUCUGUAUCAAGUGCUCACGGAAAGAAUAGCCUAUCGGAACAGGACUAUUCCGAAUCAUCUGACCUAGAAGGUACCGAUAGAAUAGAAAGAAUACGGUACAAAACCACCAUAAAUAGUUCUAGAAUUCCUUCAAUGUGCGUCAUUACACCAACAAAUUCUGACGAUGAAAGUGAAAACAGCAAGGAUUCAGAAUCAAGUAAAAUGCAAGAUACAGAAAAAGUGGCGGAGAAUAUGGUAAAAUCCCUAAGUCGACCCAAACUUGAUUUGCCAACUGAUGAAAAACCUAAAGAAAUGAAAAAUAAUAUUGAAUUAACAAAAGCAAAUACUAAGUCUCAAAAUCACCCAAAAACUUCUCGCCAACCAUUUAACAAUCUUAUGUGCAAAUUAAAAGGAGUACUUCCAAAUAAAUUAUCUAAUAAGAAGUCGCCAAUUGUAAAAGAAAUUGAAGAUUUCUAUGAUUCCGGAGAUUACGUGACGAUAGCUGAUGUUAAAAAUAACAAUCAGAAAAUGAACUUAAACGGAGGUACUUAUGGAAAUAACGACAUCAGAAAGAAUUUACAAGCUGUGUUAUCUGGAAAACUUCCAGAAACCGAAUAUGUUUCACUCAAUGAACUACCAAAUUGUUUAAAUGAAAGCAAAGAUUUUGAACCAGGGUUUGAAGAAAAAUCAUCAUCAGCAUUGGAAGAAAUUCAAAAAAAAGGAGCUAAAGUAACUCUUGACUCUCAUGGUCAAGUCAUUUACUCAUCUGAUACUUUAAAAAGAAGGAAAGGAGCACACACUACUUUUGAACCAGGACCUUUUGUUCAAGAAAUUUGUCCCACUAUGUUAACAAUACAACGAGAAAAUGCUGACGUUGUUCAAAUCACCGAUGAGACUGAUUUUCCCUAUGAACCUCCUCCGCCAGCUAGUAAGCCCACGUCUCCACAAUUAGGAAAAAUGAUAAUCAAAGCACCAAUAGAUCGUCAUGGUCCCGUAACUACUGAAUUCGUAACUUUACCAGCACCGAAACCGAGCACAAUAAUAACAGCCACUCCAGUAACUGAAACUCCUAACGUAACUGACCCACAGCCAAUUACAGUUGGUAAAAGUAAUCACGACCUACCACGAGUGGUAGAAGCUAUAACCAGAACUGGCGCUUAUGUAAAUAUUCACGAUGCAGAGGGUGUCAGCUUGUCUCCAACGAAAGGUGAUACUGCAGACUAUCGACAUUCACGUGCUGACAGGCCCUUAGGUGCAUCUCAAAAAGUUCCAACUAAUGGUACUACAAUAGACUUAAAUGGGAUCAAUCCAACACUUCAUCAACCACAUACAGCUAACCAACGCGGUAGGUACGGCUUGGUCGAUUAUGAGAACACGUUACAAAAAGGACAACCUAAAUACUGGACGUUACCAAAAAGAACGCCAUUAGAUCACAAUUUUCAAAAACCUAUUUCUGAAAAAAGCAGAGAAAACAAUUUUUCUGAUAGAACAACUGUCGCUGAUGUACAUCUUUUGGCAGAUCAACGACUUGGAAACGUUUAUAAUGAUUCUUUAAAAAUAUCACCAAUAGAUCCUCGAAAUUCAGGAAACUUUAAAUCGUCCACGCCGACUAGCAAAGAAAAUGCAAUUGAUAUCACUACCAAAUUACUAUCUCCCGUUAAAUCUACGAUGACAAAUGAAGAAUUAUACGCUGUUAUUCAUAAAAGUAAAAAGAAAUUAAAUAUUAAAGAAACCCCUGAAAGAUCUGAUUCACCAGCUUUAUCUACAUUAAGCCUAUCACCAGUAACUUCAGAAACGUCCUUGUAUGGUAAAGGUACCCAGCGUUAUCCGGAAACAGGAUAUUUAGGAGAUCCAAGAAGUAGAUGGUCACUUACCGAUAGACAACUUCUGCCAUCUGCUACAACUAAUUUGACAACCGUUAUACAAAAACAAGAAAGUACAUGCGCAGAUCGAUUUGGCCCAAUACCUCAAACUUCAAGACUCGAUUUCAAAAAGCUCUUGUUACAGCAUAGUGUAAAACUCAAUACUCUAAAUCCUCAAAGUAAGACAAAUAAACUAUCAGCAGUAGAACAGUUAAAACUCUCUAAAGAAAAAACCCAUAUACCGAUGACACCUGGUAAUAAGUCACAGAUUAACAUACUCGAUCUCAGUGGAUCUCCAAAAACAUAUACUCACAGGAAAACUAUUAAAUCUAAUAACCAACCAGUGUCACCUGGGAGAACUGGUGGCUUAAUAAAGGAGCAUAAAAAUACACAGAAAAUUUUACUCUCCCCUAAAUCUCAAUGGCGAUUUUCUAGUCCGAGAUCGGAUGUACUAUCAACGCCUAUACCCGAAGUAAACAAUGAGGACGAAACCUCUAAUAGUUCAGGCGAAAAACACGAUACUUCACCUAUCAACCCACCUUCUACAGUUCCUAUAGUAACUAACCAACACUUUGGUGCACGGAGGAGUCUAAUACCGAUAUCAGAGAACACCAUGGAAGUAGAAAACGACUUUCCUGAAUCAAUCGAUCAUGGUGUAUUUCCGCUUAACACAGAUCAAAAUAAACCACAAGGGUUAACAAGAUCAGAAAUAAUGCAAGCAAAACGAGCUGAAUUCUUCAACAGCUCGCCAGAUUCAUCGCCUCCUAAAUUUACAUCAUUUAAAAGUCCCACAACUUCUGCACCGUGCGGGUCCGCUAGAAGCGAGACUUCCCCGGAAAGGGGAAAACGUUCGCCGACCACGUUAGAAACGGCGUUAUGA
This is a messenger RNA of Parnassius apollo (apollo), 4845 nucleotides long. Lineage: Eukaryota; Metazoa; Arthropoda; Insecta; Lepidoptera; Papilionidae. The record is from the annotation of a GenBank genome assembly.